This is a messenger RNA of Notodromas monacha, 276 nucleotides long. NCBI's taxonomy places the organism in Eukaryota, Metazoa, Arthropoda, Ostracoda, Podocopida, Cyprididae. The record is from the annotation of a GenBank genome assembly.
UCUGGUCAAAUCGAAUUCAACGAAUUCGUGCUUCUUGCCUCCAAGUUCAUGUCUGAAGAAGACUCAGGAGUGAUGGAACAAGAACUUCGUGAAGCUUUUCGGCUCUACGACAAAGAAGGAAAUGGGUAUAUCACAACGAAGACCUUGCGGGAAAUUUUGCGAGAGUUGGAUGACAAGCUGACCAACGAGGAGUUGGACGAAAUGAUCGCAGAAAUCGACACUGACGGGUCCGGAACUGUCGACUUCGACGGUAAGUUUGUCAAAAUUUGCGUUUGA